AUGCUGCCACUCAGGUGCCAACUGAAACAAGCUUCUCUCCGGCAGGUUUUGUGUAGGUCCUGGGCUGUGAUGGGGAAACUGCAAAGCAAACUCAAACACAGCACUUACAAAUACAGGCCUGAUGGCAUUAUAGAAGAGAGGCUUCAAACUAAAACCUCUCAAGAGUAUAGCCCGGCCCACGUGGAAACCGUCUCUGCUGUCGCUGCCCUGAACUCAGACCUUUGUGUCUCCGGAGGGAAAGAUAAGACAGUUGUGGCCUAUAAUUGGAAAACUGGAAGUGUGGUGAAAAGGUUCAAAGGACAUGAACGUGAAAUCACCAAGGUAGCCUGUAUUCACCAAUCAAACCAGUUCUUCAGUGCCUCUCGUGACAGGAUGGUCAUGCUGUGGGACUUACAUGGUUCCUCACAACCAAGACAGCAGUUCUCAGGCCAUGCCAUGGUGGUCACCGGAUUAGCUGUGAGUCCAGACUCCACACAGCUGUGCACUGGUUCCCGGGACAACACCAUGCUUCUGUGGGACGUUGGAACUGGAGAGAGUGUGGAGAGAGCUUCUGUCUCCAGAAACCUGGUCACACACCUGUGCUGGGUCCCCAGAGAACCAUAUAUCCUACAGACCUCUGAAGAUAAAACCAUCAGAUUAUGGGAUAGUCGGGGGCUGCAUGUGGCCCACUUGUUUCCUGCAAAACAGCACAUUCAGACCUACUGUGAAGUCAGUGAGGAUGGAUACACAUUUCUCUCCUGCAGCAAUGGCUUUGGAGGAGAAGGUUGUGAAGCUACGUUGUGGGACCUAAGGCAGACACGCAACAAAAUAUGUGAAUAUAUGGGACAUUUCCAGACAGUUGCAUCUGGUGUGUUUCUACCAAAAGCAUUGGCCUUGAUGCCUAUAAUUGCUACCGCAUCACAUGACUGCAAGGUGAAGAUUUGGAAUCAAGACACUGGAGCCUGCCUUUUCACUCUGUCUCUGGAUGGAGCAGGGCCUUUGACUUCCCUGGCUGUUGGCGACACCGUCUCCUUAUUGUGUGCAAGUUUCAGCAGAGGAAUUCAUUUACUCCGAGUGGACAGCCGCCGAGGGCUGGAACUGCGGGAAGUGGCAGCAUUCUGA
Molecule: messenger RNA, 1101 nt
Organism: Orycteropus afer afer
Lineage: Eukaryota; Metazoa; Chordata; Mammalia; Tubulidentata; Orycteropodidae
Gene: WDR31
Product: WD repeat domain 31
Exons: 9
Coding region: 1-1101 (366 amino acids)
Molecular function (GO): protein binding
Source: RefSeq, a predicted model, not a curated record